Penaeus chinensis is the source of this 1073-nucleotide messenger RNA. RefSeq lists its product as uncharacterized. The coding region runs from base 199 to 765 and encodes 188 amino acids. Lineage: Eukaryota; Metazoa; Arthropoda; Malacostraca; Decapoda; Penaeidae. The record is from RefSeq and is a predicted model, not a curated record. The transcript is spliced from 2 exons.
GUGCGUGUGCGUGUGUGUGUUCGUGCGUGCGUGAGUGUGUGCUUUAGUGUACGUGUAAACACAAAAAUAUGCGUGCAAUAUGAUGACCGCUCCUGUGCAGAAACUAAACAUAAAAAAAUAAUAGCAAAAUAAAACAUAUGGAAAACAUAUUCUCGAAGAACUGCGUACGUUGGCUCGUAACUCGCUCUGCACUCCGCAAUGACCACGACCCACCGACUCCCGACUCCUCCCCAGGCCCAUCGACUACCCCCGGCGCAUCCCUGCUACGUGACGAGCGAGGAGAUGACACCGCGCGUCCGGGGACAAAACGUCUGGAACCCGGGCGAGGCUCAGCUUCGCAUAUCUGGCGUGUGGUAUGAGGUGCCGUGUGAAACGCCCCAGACGGCGGCCGGUGGGCCUCGCGGAGUAAAGUACCCCUCUCUCGCGCACUCGCUGCCACCACCACCGCGACCACCCGCCCGUCACUGCCACUGCCAGGCUCCGGAGUGCCGUGUCAGGGGCAAGGAAGAGGGACCUGGGACAAGGAUCGGGAUGGAAUUAAUGAGGGCUCUUCAGGGACAAGCCAGAUCACAAGUGUGGCGGAUCUUUCUCACUAUCUCCUUUCCCCGAAGCACGCAGCGCCCGCGCUUUGCGUCAUGCCGACGUCAUCGACACGUAGCCGUGACGUCACUGCUGCACACGGGCCCCAACCAAGGAUUCACUUACAAUAAGCUUUCACAACUUUUAAUGUCCUCAUUAGUGCACUGUUAUAUAAAGAGGUAUUAAGACGAGAUGCAUUUGCUCUUGUGUCGUUUGGGAAAAUAAUGAGAAAUAAACUAUUUGUAAAUCAUCUCCUUAAAGGUGAGAUGUUGCGCACGGCCCCACGAGGCUGAGGGAGAGCGGUGGACGUCAGCCAAAAUACCAGCACGAGGUAGUCAUACAACCCUACAUUGUGGAUCUUCACAAUCAUGGAUAGUGAAAAAAAAACAUUAAAUCACCCGCAGUCGGACUAUGCCGAUUCAAGCGGAACCAUGCCUUGAAUUCGUUUUCAAACUAUUUUUUGUAGAAUACAAUGAAUUGUAUAGCCUCCGCUA